GUUGUGCGCAGGUGCAGGAAUAUUCGGGCAGACAGCGCAAGAUGGCGGUGGACUGGCUUGGUUUUGGCUAUGCGGCUUUGGUGGCUUCAGGAGGUGUGAUCGGUUAUAUUAAAGCGGGUAGUGUGCCUUCUCUAGCAGCUGGCCUGUUAUUUGGGAGUGCAGCUGGACUUGGGGCCUAUCAGAUUACUCAAGACCCCAAGAACAUAUGGAUGUCUCUGAUUGCUUCAGGAGCACUGACUGGAAUAAUGGGAAUGAGAUUCUACAAUUCAGGAAAAUUCAUGCCGGCAGGGUUAGUCGCUGGAGCAAGCCUUCUGAUGCUUGGAAGACUUGGUCUAAAAAUGUUUGAGAAACCCCACAAAUCAUGAACCAAUUUCUUUUCAGAAAGAAAAUUUUGUAUACAUGCCUUUUGAAUCAUUGGUUUAAUUUUUAUCAUUUGAACUUAGAAUGAAUCUUAAACUGAAUCUGAACAGAAUUAAAUUCAAUAAAUCUCUUGAUUCAAAGAUUC
Molecule: messenger RNA, 505 nt
Organism: Hemiscyllium ocellatum (epaulette shark)
Lineage: Eukaryota; Metazoa; Chordata; Chondrichthyes; Orectolobiformes; Hemiscylliidae
Product: transmembrane protein 14C-like
Exons: 4
Coding region: 42-365 (107 amino acids)
Biological process (GO): regulation of heme biosynthetic process
Cellular component (GO): mitochondrial membrane
Source: RefSeq, a predicted model, not a curated record